Perkinsus marinus ATCC 50983 is the source of this 375-nucleotide messenger RNA. Its product is annotated as Dosage compensation protein dpy-30, putative. Gene Ontology annotation, cellular component: Set1C/COMPASS complex. Lineage: Eukaryota; Perkinsozoa; Perkinsida; Perkinsidae. Bases 1 to 375 code for a protein of 124 amino acids. The transcript has 2 exons. The record is from RefSeq and is a predicted model, not a curated record.
AUGUCAACGGCAGAGAAGACCGACGAGACUGUCAUGGACUCUCCUCCUUCUGAUGACAAGGAGGAGGUACCGGAGGAAGCUCAGCCCGAAGGGGAAAGCAAGGCCUAUACUGAUGACGGCAAGGCGGCGGCUAGCAUCGAGAAGGCCGCUGAGAAGCCAGUCCCGGUACUCAAGGAGUUGCCUCUGAGGCAGUGGCUCGAUGAGACACUGGUGCCGGUGUUGGUCCCGGCGUUGGACGCUGUGGCACGGGAGAGGCCCGAGGACCCUGUGGGGUUCGUGGCUGAAUAUUUACUAAAGCACAACCCUAAGGACGCCCAGACGGAAGAGGAGGAGGGAGGCGAGGAGGAGGAGGAGGACGGUCCGAAAGAGGAUUGA